AUGUGUAUCACCGACACACCAACGCAGAAACAUGUAGGGGCUGAAGUGAAGGGCUAUAUUACCACAGUGAUACUGUCUGCGAUGCGUGAGGGGUACACGGAUGCCUCGAUUGAAAUCCGCGACUGGGCUGUGCCGGCGCACCACGCCAAUGAGAAGUAUCCGUUCACAAUGAUGGUGCGCGAGAUGAUGAGCGGCCACGCCAUCCGCAAGGCCGGCGGCUGUGCGGAGAGCGGGCUCUUUGAGGGGACGCUCAGCAUCCAGACUGUGAUUUUGGACCCUAGUGGCAAGAGUGGCUCCUCGCUGUCAGGUGCGCACGCGCCAUUUCGAGGCGAAACCACACAAGCGCUGCGACAGCGUCUGCCCUUCUGCCUAACUUCUCGGGACCAAUACGUGUGUGCGGCUCCAGCCGCUGGUGCGUGUCUGCCUUUCUGUGUACUUUCCAUUUCUAAAUACGUACUGAAUAAUCGUUUAGCGGCUCAAUCAUUAGCCGUGCGCGAGAGACACACCGUGGCGGCCGCAGUAUGGCCAUCCUGUCACACAGCCCACCCACCCCCUCUUCAUCUGCAUUUCAUGUGUGUGUGUGUGUGGGUGGGUGGGCGGGUGACCUCUCUGCUCCCCUGUGGUCACCUCUCUCUUUCUCUCUCGCGUGGUGUUUACAUUGCAUUCUCUGGCUUCGCCGCCCUUCACUAUAUAUAUAUAUCUAUAUAUGCGUGCCCAUAUGCAUGUACAGCUAUGCACACACAUGUAUUCUUUUCGCUGUGCUCUCCCUCCUUGCCCCCUCCCUCACACACACACAUACACACACACAUAUAUAUAUAUAUAUAUAUAUGUGUGUGUGUGUAUGUGUGUGUGAGGGAGGGGGCAAGGAGGGAGGGAGGGAGGGAGAGCUUUUUUUUGUUUUUAUGCGCCUCUCUGGACUUCUUACGGAACGACUGGACUGCCAACAGCACAAGGUCAACGUGCACUGUCGUUUUCUUUUUCUUUGUUGGUGUGGUAUUGGCGGCGGUGAUGGUGGUGGUGGGUGGAUGGGAUGGGGGACGGGGCA
This is a messenger RNA of Entamoeba invadens IP1, 1045 nucleotides long. RefSeq lists its product as hypothetical. NCBI's taxonomy places the organism in Eukaryota, Evosea, Mastigamoebida, Endamoebidae. The record is from RefSeq and is a predicted model, not a curated record. The annotation marks the transcript as partial. The transcript has 2 exons.